Molecule: messenger RNA, 942 nt
Organism: Phaeoacremonium minimum UCRPA7
Lineage: Eukaryota; Fungi; Ascomycota; Sordariomycetes; Togniniales; Togniniaceae
Product: putative glycoside hydrolase family 13 protein
Exons: 3
Coding region: 1-942 (313 amino acids)
Biological process (GO): carbohydrate metabolic process
Source: RefSeq, a predicted model, not a curated record
AUGGGCUUUACAGCGUGCUGGGAAGGAAGCAAUAAUGUAGCACUUCCAGACCUCAGGACCGAGGACCAGAGUGUACGAAACUUUUUCGAUCCGUGGAUUGCAUCACUGGUAUCUACGUACAAAAUCGAUGGCCUGCGGAUCGAUAGUGCUAAACACCAGGAGACUUCUUUUUGGCCAACCUUCAGUGGUAACUCGACUGUGUACAUGGUUGGCGAAGUCUAUGAGGGCGAUCCAGAUGUGUUUCUGCCCUUCCUGAGUGUCUUCCCUGGAUUGCUCAACUAUCCUGUGUGGUACUGGCUCCAGCGUGCCUUUGAGUCGACCAGUGCCACAAUGACCGAACUCAACACCGGCAUCGCAAACAUUCGAGGCAAAACUACCAAGACUAUCUACUUUGGUUCUUUCAGUGAGAAUCAUGAUCAACCCCGAAUGCCUGCAUGGAGUAGCCAAUCAAGUGACACUGCACUGAUCAAGAAUGCCAUCGGCUUCAUGAUGCUCAUGGAUGGCAUUCCAAUCAUCUACCAGGGUCAGGAACAGAAGCUCACUGGUGGCACUGUGCCGGCCAAUCGCGAGGCCAUCUGGCUCACCGGAUUCAACACUCAAAGCGAACUGUAUCUGUGGAUCACUCAGAUCAAUAAGUUCAGAAAUGCAGCCAUCAGCAUCAAUAGCGGCUAUGCUUCCUCCCAAGCCACCUCAUGGACACCUGAUAGCAAAACAAUUGCAUUGCAGAAAGGUCCGUCUGGCUAUCAGACAGUCAGCGUCUUCAAUAACAUCGGGUCGUCUGGCAGCAGCUAUUCUCAGCGGAAAUCUUGCAUUUACGAUGACAAGUCUGCCGAAGGUCUUUUAUCGCUUGGACAGGCUCACCGGCUCGGGCAUCUGCCCGUCGCUGACAGGAGGCACUACUUCGAAGGCAUCAUCUACGGCAACAACUUUGGUCACACGUAA